Molecule: messenger RNA, 2077 nt
Organism: Prosopis cineraria
Lineage: Eukaryota; Viridiplantae; Streptophyta; Magnoliopsida; Fabales; Fabaceae
Product: 65-kDa microtubule-associated protein 8
Exons: 11
Coding region: 124-1680 (518 amino acids)
Biological process (GO): microtubule cytoskeleton organization
Cellular component (GO): spindle; cytoplasm
Molecular function (GO): microtubule binding
Source: RefSeq, a predicted model, not a curated record
ACCACUUGCACCAGAACCUUCUUUCCGAGCUUCCUCUUUCAUACCUUACUUGUUUGUCUUUGAAAAUCCAACUCAGUGAUUGUUUGAGUUCCAUCUGCAUUGAACAGUACCAAAGAAAUCAAAAUGGGUUCAUUCCAGACACCAAUUGGAAUGAGAAGUGCUUCAAUGGUGGAAACUUCAUGUGGGUUUCUGCUGCAAGAAUUGCAGAAAAUAUGGGAUGAAGUUGGAGAAGAUCAGUUUGAGAGAGGAAAGAUUCUGCUGGAUUUGGAGCAAGAGUGUCUCGAAGUUUAUAGAAGAAAAGUAGACAGGGCAAAUAUUUCCAGAGCUCGUCUCCAUCAGGAAUUAGUAGAAGCAGAGGCUGAAUUUACCCAUCUUCUUUUGACUCUUGGUGAACGAUCAUUUCCUGGAUGGCCAGAGAAAAGAGUAGGAACACUGAAGGAGCAAUUGAAAUCAAUCACGCCAGCACUUGAGGAGAUGUGCUUGAGGAAAGAAGAGAGGUUAAACCAGUUCCGAACUGUACAAGAACAAAUACAAAAAAUAAGAACUGAAUUUGCAGGUAACUCUGAAGUAGAAGCUUCCCCAAGCAUUGUUGUGAAUGAGAGUGAUCUUUCACUGAAAAAGCUUGAAGAGUAUCAAACUGAGCUGCAACGGCUCUACGAUGAGAAGAAUGAAAGACUACAGAAGAUGGAGAAAUAUAUAGAGGUAAUGCAUAACUUGUCCAGCAUCUUGGGGAAGGACCCCUCUGUAAUCAUCAGCAAAGUUCAUCCAAGCUUGAAUGAUUUGAAUGGAAUGUCCAAAAACACAAGUGACAGUAUCUUGACUAAACUCAAUAGCACAGUGGAGUCCCUCAUGGAAGAAAAGCGAGAUCGGCUUGACAAGCUUCACUAUCUUGGUAAAGCACUGACAGAUUUGUGGAAUCUCAUGGAUACGCCAAAUGAUGAUCGACUGUCUUUUUCCCAUAUAACUGGCUUGCUGUCAGUCUCAUCAUUGAAAGCAUUGGAUCCAGGAAUUCUUUCUCUAGAUAUCAUCCAGCAGGCUGAAGCUGAAGUCAAAAGACUGGAUCAGCUAAAAGCAAGCAAGAUGAAAGACAUAUUUUUGAAGAAACAAGAUGAACUUCAUCUGAUAUGUAAAAAAUCGCAUAUGGAGAUACCUACACAAUCAGAGAUGAAUCAUAUCUUCAACCUCAUAAACUCAGGGGAGAUUGAACAUUCCGAUCUCCUCAAGAGCAUGGAUGAACAGAUAUCAAGAGCAAAAGAAGAGGCUGCCAGCAGGAAGGCUAUAAUGGAGAAAGUGGAAAAGUGGAUUUUGGCAUGUGAUGAGGAGCGCUGGCUUGAAGAAUAUAACAGGGAUGAAAACCGAUACUCAGUCAGUAGAGGAGCUCACAAGAACUUGAGACGAGCUGAACGUGCCCGAAUAAUGGUCAGCAGGAUACCAGCUUUGGUAGAAAUGCUAAUGGCAAUGACCAAGAGUUGGGAAGAAGAGAGAAAUAAAGUUUUCUUAUAUGAUCAGGCACCUUUAUUGGCAAUACUGGAAGACUAUUACAUGGUAAGGCAGGAAAAGGAAGAAGAGAAGAAAAGACAACAGCAGGGAAAGAAGAAAGUUCAAAGCCGGUUAGUAGUUCAGCAAGAUAAUAUAUAUGCUUCCAGAACAGGCAUCGGCAGCAGGCGUCUUCCAAUCUAAAGCUUGAAUGGAGGUCUAGAAUAUACAGCACCCUUGAACAGAAGGCUUGCUCUGGGUAUCCAACAGCUGGAAUGAAAUCACAUAAAUUCAGAAAAUGAAGCCAUAUCCUUCUUCAUGGAAAGAAGGUACCAAAAAGCAGAUUUUUGGUUACCCAAACCAAGCCAUGCUUCUCAUAUUCAAAUCAGAGAUGAAAAGUCUUCAUUGUUGUCAAUCCAUCCUAGACCAUUAUCACCUUCAUUUUCUUAUUUUACAAGAAAAAUAGGUUAUGACUGAAAUUCGUUUGCCAUAAAACUAUUGUAGACCUAUAAAAGAAUAAAUUUGAAAUUUGUAGCGUAGAAGAAAUUUGAGUGUAUUCACGUUUUUGCACAUGCUGCCCACAAUAGAUAGACUUAAGUUG